Messenger RNA from Trichoderma atroviride IMI 206040, 588 nucleotides. RefSeq lists its product as uncharacterized. Lineage: Eukaryota; Fungi; Ascomycota; Sordariomycetes; Hypocreales; Hypocreaceae. The record is from RefSeq and is a predicted model, not a curated record.
AUGUACCGCUGGGGGAGCAACCCGGGCUCGCCUCCACCCCAGCAUCCAGCGCCCAUCCAGCGCCCAUCCAGCACCCAGCCAGCGUCCAAUCCAGCACCCAGCAUCACCGCCAGCGCCAAUUGGCGCCACUGUUCCGCCCGACCUGUCAUCAUUUGGUCUCCAGCCCAUGCUACAGCCACGCCCUGGCCGGAUCCACAGGCCCUCGCAGCGGCAGAUUGGAUUGGAUCCCGUGCGCUGGUGCUUGUACCUGGAAAGCGACGGGGUAGCACUGACUUUCACACGCCUCACGCCUGUGCGCACGCCAAAGCCUCAGCUCCUCCCAAGCAGAAGAAUCCAAACCUCCUCGUCCACGAGGCUGCUUCCGCGCGCCGAAUCUUGCACCGUCUUCUGUCGCCCCGGCCCGGAUUUCUGACGCCUUUCAUCAUUGCCAGCCCUGCCGAACCGCUGCGUCGACAGCCUCACCACCGCCCUCGCCUUGUCCCAUCUUCACCCUCACCUCCCCGCAACCUGCUGCAGCUGGUUCUGCUGACCUUUCCAUCACCUCUGCCGCCAUCCGCCGCCGCCAUUUUCUGCCGAACGCUCCGCUAA